This is a messenger RNA of Arabidopsis lyrata subsp. lyrata, 826 nucleotides long. RefSeq lists its product as uncharacterized. The transcript has a single exon. NCBI's taxonomy places the organism in Eukaryota, Viridiplantae, Streptophyta, Magnoliopsida, Brassicales, Brassicaceae. The record is from RefSeq and is a predicted model, not a curated record. The coding region runs from base 261 to 701 and encodes 146 amino acids.
UUUUUCAUUUUCUUACAAUUUAAUUGUCUUUUUUCUUAACUACUACAAUUAAUAUUUUCCAUAUAAAAUAAUCGUAUACAUGAACCGGGUGUCCAUUGUUAUUUUUUGGCCUUUUGGGAAAAUUAUAAAGAAGAAAUAUCUUGGAAACAUCAAUAGAGAUCAUAGCCAGCUAAGCAAGCACCUAUAAAUAAACACAAACACAACACAAGUAACGGCGAGAAGAAAGAAAAACAAAUUAGAUCACCACAAGCUCUUCAACAAUGGCAAACGUUUUCCUCAUCAAUAGCAGAAACAGAAGAUCAAUGCGAACAACAACAGAGUCAAAACCCAAGAAUAUUACGGUAAAGAGAUCAGAUUCAUCUUCAGACUUCAACUACUCAUGCAAGAAACAUCCUAAGCAAAGACAAUCUCCUGGAAUAUGUUCCCUUUGUCUCAACGAGAGUCUCUCCAAGUUGUCUAGUGAUUUCUAUGACUUAAGUUCAAGCAUGAACUCCUCUUCUUUGGCUAAAACGAUGUCGUCUUGCUCCUCCGCCUCUUCAGAAUCAGAAUCAGAUUAUUCUUCGACGGCUAUAUCUUCUUAUUACUCUUCUGUCUCCUCUUGUUUAUCUCCUCUGCAACAUAGAUACAGUGAGAUCGUUGUUAAUAAGAAGAAAAAGAAGCAUGUCAAAAAACAAAGCUUCCUCUCUAGAUUAUUUCUGUAAUUAUUUACCACAUUUUUGUAUAUAUCCAUUUGUUUUUCUCACUUUUUUCACCCCUUGAAAACAGUAAAAAAUCUUGAGCAAGAAAAAGAUACAGAGUAAAAGUAAUAAUCACAAGAUGAUAAGAA